UAGUUGUGGGUGAGCUGAAGGGCAAAAAAGUCAUAUUCACAGUCAAGAAUGCUUGUCUUUGCACAUGAAGUAUUAUUUUUUUGCUUUGCAACACACUGCUGUUGAAAAUGAACCUAUCCUGAAGUUUGCCCCCCACACACCUGAAAUGCCAUUGGAGCCCCGUUUGAACAGAUUUUACGGAUCUCCAGGGGAAAGAGAGAGCUGAAAGAGCGCGCCUGUGUGCGUGUGUGAAUGUGUAUGUGUGUGUAUGCCCGUUACACUGCAUUGAGUCCAACUCAGGGGAAACCACUUUGUCAACAGAGGAAAAAAAGAAAGAAAGAAAGACAGUAAGAAAGACAGACAAGAAAAACAGCCCAGAGACUGUCUCCACUUUCACAAAUGGAGCUGCGAAAAUACCUGUUGUGCCUGGAGUUCAUCGUCCUUCUCAAAGAGCUGUGUGUGUGUUUCAACAUCGAUGUGAAGCAUCCCCGCGUCUUCACUGGCCCAGAGGACGCUCUGUUCGGCUUCUCUGUUUUACAGCAUGAGGCAAACGGAGAGAAAUCGAUGCUUGUCGGUGCUCCCUGGGACGGUCCGCCCAACAACAGGAAGGGAGACGUGUACAAAUGCAUCGUGGGAGAAGAGAAGAACUCAGACUGCAUCAAAGUGAAUCUUGGUGAGAUCGCUCUGCAGAACGUGUCGAAGAACCUGAAGAACUCUCAUCUGGGUAUGACCCUCACUCCGGACUCACCUGACGGCUUCCUGGCAUGUGCUCCUCUGUGGUCUCAGGAGUGCGGUACAUCCAUGUUCAGCACUGGGAUCUGUGCCUCUGUCAGCGACGACCUAGAACCAAGAGAGACAAUCGCUCCUACAUCACAAAGAUGCUCCACAUACAUGGACAUAGUGAUCGUUCUGGACGGCUCCAACAGCAUCUACCCCUGGUACGAGGUCCAGAACUUCCUCAGGAACAUCCUCAGCAAGUUUCACAUCAGCCCAGACCAGAUGCAGGUGGGUAUACUGCAGUAUGGUGAGGUAGCAGUCCAUGAGUGGUCUCUGAAAGACUACCAGACCACACAGGAGGUGGUGGAGGCGGCCAAGAACAUCAGCCGGCAGGAGGGGCGAGAGACGCGCACAGCUUACGCCAUCCACAUGGGCUGCACGGAGGCAUUCAGUGCUGAGCGAGGUGCGAGGGAGGGCGCCACCAAAGUGAUGAUUGUAGUGACAGAUGGGGAGUCACACGACGGGAAGGAGCUACCAGACGCUCUGGAGGAGUGUGAGAAGAGAAACAUCACCAGAUACGCCAUCGCUGUACUGGGUCAUUACAUCCGCCGACAGCAGGAUCCCGAGACAUUCAUCAGUGAGAUCAAAUACAUUGCCAGCGACCCGGACGACAAAUACUUCUUCAAUGUGACCGAUGAGGCUGCGCUCAAUGACAUUGUGGACGCCCUGGGAGACCGCAUCUUCACUCUGGAAGGCACGCUGGGCUACAACGAGAGCUCUUUCCACAUGGAGAUGUCUCAGAUCGGCUUCUCCACACACACUCUGGAUGAUGGGAUUCUGUUCGGGAUAGUGGGUGCAUACGACUGGGACGGCGGCGUGUUGAAGGAGGGAACCAAUGGACGCAUCAUGCCACCCAGAGAGGCUUUUGAGACCGAGUUCCCCUUGGAGCUGAAAAACCACGCUGCAUAUCUAGGAUACACAGUGUCAUCUGUGAUAGUUGGUGACUGGAGGACGCUGUAUGUUGCUGGGGCUCCCAGGUUCAAACACAAAGGAAAAGUCAUCCUGUUUGAGCUUAGUGAUGAUGGGGAUGUCAACAUUGCACAGGCGCUCAAUGGAGAGCAGAUUGGGUCAUACUAUGGCAGCGAGGUUUGUGGACUGGAUAUAGACAAGGAUGGCAUCACUGAUGUCCUUCUGGUCGCAGCUCCCAUGUACCUGGGCUCAGGAAACAAGGAGGCUGGCAGAGUCUACAUCUACACCGUCAGUGGGGAGGAGGUGUUUGUUGCUAAUGGCACCCUGAAGGCAGAGGAUAAGUCCCAGGAUGCCAGGUUUGGCUAUGCACUGGCGGCUGCUCCAGACCUCAACCACGACGGCUUCACUGACCUGCUGGUGGGAGCCCCGCUGGAGGACGAACACAGGGGGGCCAUCUAUGUUUACCACGGUCAUGGUAUUUACAUCAUCCACAAUUACAAACAGCGCAUCCCAGGGUCAUCGAUUUCUCCUUCACUGCAGUAUUUUGGCCGCAGUGUGAGUGCACGGUUGGACUUGGAUGGAGAUAAGCUAAUAGACCUGGCAGUGGGAGCACAAGGCAGUGCUGUGAUGCUCAGCUCUCGCAGCAUUGUCCAGAUCAAUGUGAGUCUGUCCUUCCAGCCCCACUCCAUCAACGUCAUCCAGAAGACCUGCCAGAGAGGAGGCAGGGACUCGGCCUGUCUCAACGCCACCGCCUGCUUCACAGCUGUGUCCCGUUCCCCUGGACCACAGAGCAACAGCUUCGAGCUGUGGGUGGCCGCCAUGUUGGAUGACAGGAAGUUGUCGGUGCGGGCUCUGUUUGAUGACAACUCCCACAGACAGACUCAGCUGGCAGUCAGGGCUAAAACAGGACACACACUCUGCUACAAGCUGCCCUUCCACGUCUAUGACACAGCAGACUACAUCCGUCCAAUCAGCUUCUCGCUGCAUUUUAAAAUCAACGACACAGAAAGUGGUCCGGUGUUGGACGAGGGCUGGCCAACCACCGUCAAGAAAUUUAUCCCGUUCUUCAAGGACUGCGGCGAGGACGAUGUGUGCACAACAGACCUGGUGCUGCAGGCUCACAUGGACAUCUCAGGCACAAAACAGAAGCCCUAUGUGAUUCGCAGUCCUCGUAGGCGUCUGGCGGUGGAGGUGCAGCUCCACAACAGACUGGAGAAUGCCUAUAACACAAGUCUGACACUGCACUAUUCCCGCAACCUGCACUUCUCCAGCCUCAGCAUUAGGGAGGACGCCCACUUUAAAAUUGAGUGUACAGCACUUGGUUCCAACAGCCACUCCUGUAAUGUCAGCUACCCAGUGUUUCGCUCCCAGUCAAAGGUGAACUUCAUGUUGGAGUUUGAGUUCAGCUGCACAUCUCUGCAAAGUCGAGUCUUUAUGAAGCUCAAUGCAGCCAGUGACAGUGUGGAGAGAGAGGCUACCUUGGGGGACAACAGUGUUCAGCUACAGAGUUUUGUUCAGUAUGAACCAGACCUCUUUGUUAGCAGUGACUCUAAUUUGAACCGCUAUGAAGUCCAUCCCACUAGGACAAUGUCAGAGGGAAUUGGGCCUGAGUUCUUUACACACUUCAGGCUGCAGAAUCUGGGCUGCUACUCUGUGAGUAAACUGGAGCUGAGGCUGCUUCUGCCCUCAGUGGUUUCAGGAGAUUUGGUUUUCAUGAACGUCACUGAGGUCUUUUUGUACAAUGCCACAGGAGUGAGGUGCAGCGUGCUGACUGAUCUGGCCCAGCUGAAGAGCAAACAGAGAGAGGUGCGGCCCCUCCACCCGGAAGACAUGAUACAGAACGACAUACUGAACUGUAGCAGGUCAUGGUGUAUCGAGGUGGUGUGCGAGGUCCAGCAGCUUCUGAGAGGGCAGGCUGCACUCAUUCGUGUCAGCCGCAGAGUCCAUGACGAAUUCUUCAGAAAAGCCAAGUACAAGUCAGUGAAAAUAAUAGGCACCUAUCGCCUUGCAACUCAGGAGACUAACCUCAUUACUCUGGGCACAGGCACAGUGUGGAGGGAGACUGUGCUAGAAGUGCUGAAGGGACGAGCUAUACCCAUCUCACUCUGGAUUCUGAUUGGCAGCAUCAUUGGAGGUUUGCUGCUACUGGCCCUAAUCAUCUUCAUACUAUGGAAGCUCGGGUUCUUCACACGCAAACAGAGAGGGGAGGAUGAGAACCAUGAAGACUGAACACAACUUCUGCUGCCAUGACAACAGUCAUUCACUUACCAUAAUGACUACCAGAGAAGCCGAGUCCACCUCUUAACAGGAAACCCCUGAGGCCCAGACACAGAUAUGGUGCCGGGACGGGACUCGAGACUCUAACACAACAGGGACCUCCAGGACCAAAGAGAACA
Myripristis murdjan (pinecone soldierfish) is the source of this 4061-nucleotide messenger RNA. It is a transcript of the gene itga10, whose product is annotated as integrin, alpha 10. The coding region runs from base 379 to 3894 and encodes 1171 amino acids. Gene Ontology annotation, molecular function: integrin binding. NCBI's taxonomy places the organism in Eukaryota, Metazoa, Chordata, Actinopteri, Holocentriformes, Holocentridae. The transcript has 30 exons. Gene Ontology annotation, cellular component: external side of plasma membrane; integrin complex. Gene Ontology annotation, biological process: cell-cell adhesion; integrin-mediated signaling pathway; cell adhesion mediated by integrin. The record is from RefSeq and is a predicted model, not a curated record.